Messenger RNA from Didymodactylos carnosus, 1578 nucleotides. The record is from the annotation of a GenBank genome assembly. NCBI's taxonomy places the organism in Eukaryota, Metazoa, Rotifera, Eurotatoria, Philodinida, Philodinidae.
AUGAAAGCUAGUUCGCUCCUUUUGACUUUAUCCAUCGCAGUCUGUCUUGGUCAAGAAAAAUCAUAUCCAAUGUGGAAAGUAUUUUGUAGUGGUAGACCUCUCUAUCGUGGUCGUCUUGACUCAAUUGUUACUCCAGGAGAACCAGCCGGUCAUGUACACAAAGUGGUGGGUGGAAAUCAUUUUAGUGCUGGGGUUAGAGGUCAGUCCAAUCUCGAACUGUACGAGGUAACGAAAUCAGCCGACUGCACGACAUGCUCAAUUCAUACUGUAGACAACAGCAACUAUUGGCAUCCAGAAUUAUAUUAUCAAUGGCCUAAUGGAACAUUUUCACUGGUACCCGAUGGUGGUCUGACUGUUUAUUAUAUUGCUCGAUCUGGUAAUGUUGGUGGUCCACAAUAUGUUAAUCCCAAUUGGCAACCUUUUCCUAAAGGUCUUCGUAUGAUUGCUGGUGAUCCUUGGAGACGAACGUACGAUAAAUCGAACGUCGAACACAAUGCUAUUAGCUUUGUUUGUCUGACAGAUUUUGGUAUGCCUCAUGCUCCUGAGACAAAUGGAUUUCAAACUGACAAAUACUUUUGCAAAAAUGGUUUUCGAAUGCAAGUCUUCUUUCCAAUGUGUUGGGACGGCAAAAAUUUAGAUUCACCUGAUCAUCGAUCUCAUAUGGCAUAUUCAUCUCAAUAUAACACUGGAGAUUGUCCAGCCACUCAUCCUGUUCGUUUGCCCGCUCUUUUCUAUGAAGCUUUCUAUUCCGUGGAUAAAUUUCCUCAUGGAACAGGCAGACAACCAUUUGUCCUGUCAAGUGGAGAUCCAACUGGUUACGGAUUUCAUGGGGAUUUCGUCAAUGGAUGGGAUUUCGAUGUUGUGAAAAAUAUGCUUGCCGACAGUUCAUGUCUCGCAAGUAACACUAAUCUCGGUAAUAAUCCAGAACGUUGUUUACCUUUAAAACCUUUCGUGAAGCAGUCUGUCGACGCUAACUGUGAAUUAGCUAAACCUAUUCCAUUGACCGAGAACAUAGGAAUGAUUGAACCUAUUAAACGAUUACCUGGCUGUAACCCAAUUACCUAUUCAAAUGCUGCUAUGUGUUCACAAGGUAGCGAUCCUAGGUCCAUGGACAACACUGGUACUUUUCAUAUAAAAUCCAAGGUGACUGGUCGAUAUGUUACUUUCAAUCCUAUCACUGAAGAUGUCUAUGCUAAUGCACCUACAAAUAAUCCUAGUUACCGUGAAACUUGGGGUCUUGGUUGGGCUGCACGAGAUACAGGUCGCACAGUACGCAACACAGAACUGAACAGGCAUUUUACUAUGCAGGACAAACUCAAAGUCAGAGGUCCUGAGUCUGAUACUUGGGAAAUUUUCAGUUUUGAGAAACAAUCAGAUAGUGAUUACAUCGCCAUCAAAAAUCGUCGACACGGCAAAUACUUACAAGUGGAACCAGAUUUUUCUAUUAGUGGUACAGCAACAAUUAUCACCGAUGCUUGCCUCUUUCAACUGAUUACACCCGAUGGUGGUCAUGUGCCCGUAGGAUUGCAAAUGUCUGAUUUGGCAAAUUUACAAAGUUUAUCUAAUAACCUUGGAUAA